Molecule: messenger RNA, 1115 nt
Organism: Lingula anatina
Lineage: Eukaryota; Metazoa; Brachiopoda; Lingulata; Lingulida; Lingulidae
Product: bestrophin-2a
Molecular function (GO): chloride channel activity
Source: RefSeq, a predicted model, not a curated record
ACUUAACGCGAACGUUUAACGUUAACGGUAGUGUGUUUUGUUUCUAUAUUGCUUUUAGACUUUCUUAGGUCUUUUUGAAAGGACGCUGUAAAUAAUGGCAAUAUAAUUUCCAGAUGUGUAGAUUGCCUGUGUAGUGUUUGUAGCCAUUUGUCUUCUGAGAUUUCAAAAUGACGGUGACUUAUACAGCAGAGGUUGCCACCAGUCACUUUGGCACCUUCUGGAGGCUCCUUCUCAGGUGGAAAGGCAGUGUGUAUAAAUUGCUGUGGGUAGAAUUGCUGAUAUUUGUUGUGGCAUACUUCACAAUCAGCUUUAUCUACAGGUUUGCUCUUCCCGAAAAUCAUAAAAGAACCUUUGAAAGAAUCUCCAUAUACUGUGAACUGUACAACAACUUAAUACCAAUGGCAUUUGUGCUGGGUUUCUACGUGUCAAUAGUAGUUACCCGUUGGUGGGAGGAAUUCAUGUCCAUCCCAUGGCCUGACAAGAUGGCCCUUUACGUUACUGCAAACAUACAUGGUCAUGAUGAUAGAGGGCGUCUCAUAAGGAGGACCAUAAUGCGUUACAUUUGCCUCUCUUUUGUUAUGACUGCUAGAGCUAUUAGUACAGCAGUAAAGAAAAGGUUCCCGACUGAUGACCAUUUAACAGAAGCAGGUUUACAAACAGAAAACGAACAGAAAAUUAUAGAGGGUGUGAAAACUAACAAUAGUAAGUAUUUUGUGCCACUGGUAUGGACCACCAGCAUCAUUUCUAGAGCAAGAAAAGAGGGAAGAAUUAGGGAUGAUUUUGCCAUGAAGACCCUAGUGGAGGAGUUAAAUUUUGUAAGAGGGCAGCUUGGAGGGUUGUUAAACUAUGAUUGGAUAAAUGUUCCUCUGAUUUAUACACAGGUUGUGACUAUGGCUGUAUACACUUUCUUCCUUUCCUGUCUCAUGGGGAGACAGUUCCUGGAUCCACAGCAGGGUUAUGAUAACCAUCAGAUUGACUUCUAUAUCCCCAUAUUCACCAUCUUGCAGUUUAUCUUUUAUAUGGGAUGGUUAAAGGUUGCUGAAAGUCUUUUAAAUCCAUUUGGGGAAGAUGAUGAUGACUUUGAAAUGAACUGGCUUAUUGACAGAAAUCUGCAG